Cetraspora pellucida is the source of this 237-nucleotide messenger RNA. The record is from the annotation of a GenBank genome assembly. NCBI's taxonomy places the organism in Eukaryota, Fungi, Glomeromycota, Glomeromycetes, Diversisporales, Gigasporaceae.
CAGGUUGAAGAUAAUUUGGAAAAAGGUCAAACUUCCGAUGAGAUAGAAGUAAAUCAAGCAAAUUCUGAACAAGUCAUCCCACAACACCUUCGGAACCUUCAUGGUGGUAGUAGUCAUUCUUGUGCGAAGACUACGUGUGGAGUUUGUUGUUGUUUAAUAAUUAUAGCAAUAGCCAUUAUUUUAGCAUUAUAUUUUACUGGAAAACUUGUUGCUAAAACCAUCAAAAAUCACUCAUGA